Messenger RNA from Calidris pugnax (ruff), 1027 nucleotides. It is a transcript of the gene TMIGD1, whose product is annotated as transmembrane and immunoglobulin domain containing 1. The transcript has 7 exons. NCBI's taxonomy places the organism in Eukaryota, Metazoa, Chordata, Aves, Charadriiformes, Scolopacidae. The record is from RefSeq and is a predicted model, not a curated record. Bases 162 to 935 code for a protein of 257 amino acids.
ACGAGGCCUUGAACCCAUUUUAUGGACUCGCUUCUUACCGAGCCACCAUAAAAUAUUAAAAUUCAGACCUUAUAAAUAAGGAAGGGAAAGAGCUGUACAUUUCUUAGCAGAAACGGCCUCUCCGGAGACUCUUCCCAAGACCCCAGCUGGGCUCCUCCGAGAUGGCACCGAGACGCAGCCUCGCCGUGCCCUGCCAAGUGCCUGUCCUUGCUGUUUGCCUUUUGGCGUGUGUGGCCACAGGUUUGGAACUGUCUAUAAAUAACCACGCUGCUGACUUCUCCCUGACUACAAUGACCGGCCCUUCCGUCUCCCUCUCCUGCCUGGUGCAGAACAGCAGCCAGGAUGAGGAGCUGCUCUGGUACCGAGGAGAUGGGCAAGUGGAUCUGAAAGAUGGGAACAGAGUGAACAUCAGUCACAUCUGCGUGUCCCCAGUCACUGAGUCCGACAACGGAGUCGCCUUCACGUGCAGGCUGGCACGGGACAAGUCCAUCCGGGUGUCCGUGACCCUGGAUGUCCAGUUUCCUCCCCAGCUGACUGGAGAAGAGUCCCUCCACAUUGAAGAAGAGAAAGAUGUCACUAUGUCCUGCAAUGCCAAAUCCAACCCUCAAGGCCAAACAGCUUGGUCAAAGAACAAUGUCUCCCUGACCCUAGAGCAAGGCCGUUACCAGCUGUACCAGACCAGCGAGGUCACUCAGCUCUCUAUCACAAAAGUACAGAAGUCUGACAACGGGACCUACACCUGCGUGGUGAAAUCUGCUCUGGGAGAGGGGAGAAAGGAUUUCCACCUGAUCGUUGAAGAUAAAGCCCCUGUUUUUCCCAAGGAGGCUGUUAUUGCUGCUGUUGUGGUGGUUACAGUCACGGUGCUUUUUGGAAUUGUGGCUCGAAAAGAUAAGAUUUUUAAGUGCUUCAAAAAAUCGAGUGAAACAGCACUGUAAAGACCACAGAAAACAUCAUUUCAUACCCAGAAAACAUCAUUUCCAGUGAUGGAACACAAGCCCUCGUGUGAGAUGAUGAGAUAAAGCACUGA